This is a messenger RNA of Pundamilia nyererei, 915 nucleotides long. RefSeq names its product M-phase phosphoprotein 6 (gene mphosph6). Bases 163 to 639 code for a protein of 158 amino acids. The transcript is spliced from 5 exons. The record is from RefSeq and is a predicted model, not a curated record. Lineage: Eukaryota; Metazoa; Chordata; Actinopteri; Cichliformes; Cichlidae. Gene Ontology annotation, biological process: maturation of 5.8S rRNA.
UUCUCUAGAUCCGCCCCUGGGCUGCACAUCAGAGCUCGAUUAGCAGGGCUGGAGAAGCAGCUCGGCGCUCGGUUCUUUCUGCCUCUGUUUAGCGUGGCGUUAGCUCGGUGUGCAGCACCGAGGGUCCUCCGGUUCGGUUAGCCGCAUUCUCUUGGAUUAAAGAUGGCGAGUGAGUCGGUGAAGCUGUCCAAAAACCUGCUGCGGAUGAAGUUCAUGCAGAGACGUCUGGAUGCAGAGACGAAGAAGCAGCUGGAGGAGGACGAGCGGAGGAUCAUCAGUGAUGAGCACUGGUACCUGGACCUACCCGAGCUCAAGGCUAAAGAGAACCUGAUCAUCGAGGAGAGGAGUUUCGUUCCCUGCGAGGAUCUGAAGUAUGGCCGACUCUCCUUCAGAGGCUUCAAUCCUGAAGUCGAGAAGCUGAUGGCUCUGAUGAACCCCAGAGAGGAAGAGGAGGAGGAAGAGGAGGACCUGAGCCGGAUGCAAACAGACGUCACAGAUGAAGAAAUGGCUCUGAGGUACGAGAGUUUAGUUGGAAGCAUGAAGAAGAAGUUUGCAACGAAGCGAGAGCGAGUGGCGCAGGAGGCGGACGAGGAGAACCACGAGGUGGCGAAGAGAGCAUUCGUGAAGCCUCAGGACUGAAGACGCUCGCGCUCCAGAUGUUUUUAGACGUGAGGCUGGCGUGGAGCAGCAGCUGUGUGGAUGUUAUACAUCCUGCUUUUAUUCCACGAGGAGGACACGAGCAGCCUCAGAGCUCCUGAGAGCUGCAUGUUUAUUCCCUGUUUGUUUUUUAACUCUGUAUGUGACUCACCUGAGGGGUAUUUAAAGCCACGCCUCCUCCACUUGUUUGCUCGUCAUGAGGAGGUGAAGGUUAGUUCAGACCUCUGAAGAAGUAAAACACAGACUGUAAAUAAAAGA